CCUGGAGGUCCAGUUUAAGGGCAUCCCUCCCCCCGUCAUCACGUGGUACAGAGACAACUUUGAGAUCCACCCGUCCCGAGACUUCCAGAUCUCCACCUCAGAGACCACCAGCACACUGCAGAUUCCAGAGGUGUUUGCCGAGGACUCCGGACUCUACACCGUCAAAGCCUACAACAAGUUCGGAAUGGUUCAGUGCAAAGCCAAGCUCAGCGUGGAAGGCAUCGAGAGUGACGUGGAACCCAGCCAGCCCGAGUCCCUGGCCCAGCCCCCCAGCUUCAUCCGUCCUAUCUCCAACAUGAUGGUGACUGAGGGGACGCCGGCCAAGUUUGAGGCGGUCUUUUCGGGUGUGCCCGCCCCAGAGAUCACCUGGAUCAGGAAUGGCAUACAGACUCUACAGGACUGUAGAGAGUACAAGAUCGAGACAGUUGACCGACUCACCAACUUGACCAUCUACAAAGCUCACCCCGAGGACACGGGACUCAUCACGUGCCGAGCCAAGAACCAGGCCGGCACAGCUGAGUGCUCCGCGGAGCUGUACGUGCAACCCGAGGAGGAGACCCGUCAGCUUGCUAAACAACUCAACAUCUCCGUGGCCCAGAAACCGCCCGAGUUUGUCAAACCACUGUCUCCUUACGUGGAGUUCAACAUAGGAGAAGUGGCCAGACUGGAGGCGGAGAUCGUUGGCGAGCCCCAGCCCCGUGUCACGUGGUACAAGGACGGCAUCGAGAUUCAAACCACGGACCGUCGCAAGACGGUGCAAGAGGACCGCAGAGCCGUCCUUAUCCUCAUCGACGUGUCGAGACAGGACGAGGGAGAAUAUGUCCUCAAGGUGGAGAACGAGCUUGGGGAGGUCCUUUGUCGUACCACUCUGGUGGUUAAAGGCAAAGAGAAAGAAGUGGAGAUCCCCGGCACCCAGACUGACCAGGUGAUGACCAUGACAAAGACAGUGACCACUGUCCAGCGAGAGGAACACGUCAUCCUGCAGCAGGUGCGGCCCAUGUUCGUGGCGCCGCUGGAGCCGGAGAUCUACGUGCGGGAGCGGGGGAUUGCCAGACUGGAGUGCCAGGUGGACUCCCACCCUCCCCCUCUGGUGACGUGGUUUGUCAACGGUAUGGAGAUCAAACCUUCCCCCCACUACGAGAUCCGCUAUGAGGACGGCAAGAGUAUCCUGCUCAUCAUCGAGGUCGCGCCUCAAGACACUGGAGAGUAUACCUGCAAGGCGGUGUCUGAGCUGGGAGAGGCUGUCAGUUCUACCACACUUUACGUGCAAGGUGAGCCUGAUCAUCGUGGAGGUAUUCCCCGAGGACCAGGGUCAGUACAUCUGUGUGGCCAAAAACCCCGCUGGUCAAGCCACUACAUCUGCCUACCUGAGUGUACAGGAGACUAAGGAAACCACACUGGAGCUACAGGUGGAACCCAUGCAGGACGAAGUGUUCACAGUGGACACCUCUGCCCCUCAACAGAUCGAGUUUGUUGUGAAGCCAGAGGAGGAGACGCCCAUGGAGGUGGAGCCCACAGAAGUGGCCGAGGAACAGGUGGUGCCUGACGUCAUUGACCGACCCAAGGUGGAGCCACUGGAGAAAGAAGAGCCAAUGGCCGAGUCGCCCGUCUUCUCGCCCAUCCCAGACUCUGUGACGUCAGUGACCAGCUCAGACACGUACUACACAGCCCAGGAGGACGUGGACGACGAGGAAGUCGUGGAGCUGGACAUUGUUCCAGAGUCGCUGGAGCGGACCAUCACUCUCCCCGAGGAGUUGGAGGAGGAGGAGGAGAAGACUCCUGAACCUGAGGAGCCUGUGGAGGAGAUCCCUCAAGAGGUCGUUGAGGUGAGCCAGGUACCGGAAGUGGAAACCCCCGAGGUGCCCGCGGAAGAGCCGGCCCAGGUGACCUUGCAGCAGGAAGAGGUCACACAAGAGGUCACGACAGAGACAGAGGAAGUGACCUUUGUCAUCCAGGCCGGACCCCCGGAAGAAGGGAAGGAACUGGUGCCUGAGGAACCUCAAGAGCCUGGAGGUAGAUGUGGAGUCCCAUCCCGAGUCCACCAUCACGUGGUACAAGAACGAGGUGCGACUCACGCCCACAGAGCGCGUGGAGCUCACCAGACAGGACAAGACUCACGUGCUGGUGAUCGUGGAUGCACGUCCGGACGACUCCGGGGAGUAUGUGUGUGAAGCAGAGAACGUGUUGGGCAAGACUGUGUGUCGUACGACACUCACUGUCAACCGCGAAGAGACAGUUGUGACGGACGAGGUCCACAAAGAGACCAUCGAGAUUGACCGUAGCCCAGAGCAGGUCAUGGAAGGACCUGACCACACAAAGGUCACAGAGGUCAUCGACGUGGACACGCUCAUGCAGCCAGAGCCCAAGAGAGAGACGUUCGAGAUUCAGAUCGGCCUCCCCCAGCAGCAGCCGACAACGACGUCCACCACGGUGGUACAGGAGACUUCCACCUUCACACAGGUCACACGCGAGUUCGUGGAUGACGUUCCUGCCGUCACCGAAGGACCAUCCACCCAGACCACUACCACCACCGUGACCGCCAGGAAGGACGAAGAGCUUGCUCCCAUAGAGCUCCGAGUUCAAGUCCCGGUGGGACCCCAGGAGGAGUUUGUGGACCACUACACAGAGGCGACACGGACCAUCACUCAGGAGAUCAAGUCGAUCCCCGUGGCAGACACCUCCCUACCCGAGGAGACUCACACGGAGACGAUUGAGAUCACCACCCAGCAGCCACAGCCGAUGGACAUCCCCAUCACUGUGUCGUCCACCACCACCACACAGGUCUCACAGACUGUCGAGGCCACCAGAGCCGCCGCUCAGCGCAUCGAGGUGGAGAUCCACGAGACCACGCUACAGAAACAGCCACAGACCCAAGAGAUCCAGGUGGCCAUCGGCAAGGUCAGCACUGCCGACAUACAGGUCAAGGAGGUUGCUCCGGACAGCGAGGCUCCCCGCCCCAGCGAGGAUAGGAUCGAGGAGACACGGACGACCAUCACGAAAGAAACCAAAGUGAUUGAGAUCAAGAAACCCGAGCCGGAACCUCAGAGGGAGGAGAUUCAGCUGACGUUUGCUGUCGCUGCCCCCCAGCCCGAGGAGACGGGUCAGAUAGAGGAGACUGUGCCGGAGACCACCUCCCAGGAGGUAAUCCAGACCAGGGAGGAGACCGUUGAGAUGACCUUCACGACCUCUGUGGUUGAGGAGGUCACGGAAGACAAACCCGAGGAGCGGCCAGAGGAGGUAGACAUGGAGGAGACGGAGGUGAAGAUCCCCUUUGAAGAAACCGUGGAGGUAGAACAAGACACUGUGGAGAAAUCUGUGGUCCCCAGCGAGGUGGAGAUUUCUGUACAACUCCCUGAGGCCCCCGAGGAGCCGCUGGAGGAAGAGAAGCCAGAGAGUACCGUGGAGGAAGUGGUGGACACACAGGUGGUCAGCUCUGAGGUGUCCGUGGUCCCCACUGAGGUGGACACUAGCGUGACGGAGGAGCGGUCAGAGACUGUGGAGAAAGUGGAGCUGGUCAUCGAGGCCACACAGCCCGUGGAGGAGGUCACCGAGACGGAAGUGAGCGAAGUGGAGAUGCUCAUCCAGAUGCCGUCCGCCGUGGACGAGAUGGUGGAGGAGAAACCCGCGGAGGUGGACCGUCCUCUAGACGAGCAGGUCACAGAGACCAGCGAGACGAUCGUGGUGAGUACAUCGGAGGUCACGGCCGACCUGACCCCUCAGGUUCCGGCGGAAGUGGAGUUCCAGCUGGAGGUCAAGCCGGAGGAAGACGUGGAGGAGAAGCCCGAGGAGGUGACCACCACGGUCAGCGAGACGGAGGCUGUGGUCACUCUCGAGACUCAGAUCCCCGCCCCUCAGGAGGAGAGCCAGGUGUCCCAGGUGACGUCAGAGGAGACGACCUUCACCGUGCAGGUGGGUCAGCAGCCAGAGGUCACCGAGGUUCCCCAGGUGUCUGAGGACACGACAGAGGAGAUCACCCUGGAGGUCCAGAUGACGGAGGAGGAAGCCAUGACGCCGGAGACAGUCACCACAGACAUACAGGAGACCACGGUCACAGAGACAGAACAAGUCCUGGAGUCACACAAAGAGGAGAUCGAGCUUCAGAUUGGACAGAAACCCGCGGAGACCACGGAAGAAGUUCAGUUCUCGAUCCAGCUCCAACCGGACCAGACAGAAGUCUCCCAGAUGGAGAUCACCGUAGACUCGAGCACGACAGACAAAAUCGAGCUGGAGGUGCAAGAGGAGCCCAUGGAGACGGAGACAUUUGUCUCUGAAGUGGCUGUGAGCAAAGAUGAGACAACUGAGAGCCACAGAGAGGAGCUCAGCUUCCAGAUCCAGGGCCAGCCUCAGGAGAUUCAGCCCGUGGAGCUGACUCUACAGGUCCAGGAGAAGCCGGAGGAAGAGAUUGUGGUGGAGACGCAGGCCCCAGAAACGGAACAGAUUAUUCUAGUGGCUGACGAGAGCCAGGGACGCGCUCCCGAGUUCACGUGGGGCCUCAUGUCGCUUAAGGUCAUGGACGGAGAAGAGGUCAAGUUUCGUUGUGAGGUGACCGGCGAGCCAAUGCCGGAGAUCUCGUGGUACCAUGACGACAAGAUCAUCACGGAGAACCAGGACUUCAACCUGACAUAUGACGUAGAGAGUGGUGCGUGCACGCUGCUCAUCGCCGAGGUCUUCCCGCAAGACGCUGGCGAGUACAAGUGUGUGGCUGUCAACCCAUUCGGCGAGGCCGUCACGCGCGCCUAUCUCGAGGUGGAAUCCUACGAGUACAUGGCAGACACUGAAGAAGCCUCUGACUCCAUGAUGUCCUCUCUCGAGCCCUCCUCCCCGAAGCCCACGCCGGCAGACUCGGACACCGAGGCCCUGGCACACACCCAGGAGUUCGUGGAGGAGAUCCAGAAGCUCCAGGAGAAGAUCGCCACCGAGCUGACGGAGGCUGACGACCAGGUGCCUGACGAGGAUGUCGUGGACUCCCGCCCCGUGGCGCAAGCCGAAGUGGAGCAGGAGCAGCCGGAUGUGGAGCAGACGGUGGAGAUCGUGGAAGAGUCCACUGACGUCGUCACAGAGACGCAGGAAGUCGUGGAGUCUGGCGAGACAGAAGUGGAGGACACAGAGUUCCAGGCUGACUCCGUGGUGGAGGUUCCUCAAGUAGAGGAGACCAGCCCGGCUGAGGAAGUUAUGCCUGAAGUGGACGAGGCUCAGACCUCGGAGAUCGUGGUCCAGUUCGAGAAACCUGACCAGGAACAGCCAGACAGCUACCAGACGGAGGUUGUCGAGGAAGUGGUCACUCAACCAGAACUGACAGAAGUCACAGAGUCCGAGCAGGCGGAAGUUCAGCCGUCCGAGAUCCAGGUGGAGCUGGCGGAGACAGAGCAAGAGCAGCCGACAGAGUACCAGACCGAGGUGUCUAUGGAGAUUGUGGCUCAGCCUGAGAUCUCCGACACCGCCGAGUUUGUCCCCGAGGAAGUGCAGCCCGCCGAGAUUCAGAUCGAUCUUGCGCAACCCGCGGAGGAACAGCCCGAGGAGUACCAGACACAGGUGGCUGAGGAGGUAGUGAGCCAGCCCGAGGUCUCUGAGACCACCGCGGUGCCCACUGAGCAAGUCGAGCCCUCAGAGAUUGUGGUGGAGAUUGCUCAAGCCGAUAGAGAGCAGCCGGAGGAGUAUCAGACAGAGGUCUCCUUUGAGACUGUCACUCAGCCGGAAGUGGAAGACACGACGGAACCAGAGACAGAGGAAGUCCAGCCGUCGGAGAUCCAGGUGGACCUCACGGAACCCUCCCAGGAGCAGCCUCAGGAGUACCAGACGGACAUCACCGAGGAGCUCAUUGACCAGCCAGACGUCCAGGACACCACAGAGGUAGUCACCCAGGACGUCCAGCCCUCAGAGAUACAGGUGGAAGUCGUCGAGGCCGAGAAAGAACAACCUCAGGAAUAUCAGACCGGAGUGACCGAGGAAGUGGUCAGUCAGCCAGAGGUGAGCGACACCACUGAUGUACAGACAGAGGAAGUUCAGCCCGCGGAGAUAGAAGUUGAGCUUGCUCAACCAGAACAAGAACAACCUGAUGAAUACCAGACUGAAGUUAUCGAGGAGGUAAUCACACAGCCUGAUAUUUCAGAAACUACCGAAGUGGUUACCGAAGAGGUUCAACCCUCUGAGAUCCAAGUCGACAUUUCUGAAGCGGUCAAAGACCAGCCCGAGGAAUACCAGACUGACGUCACCGAGGAAGUCGUGGCGCAGCCCGACGUGUCAGAGACAACAGACACAGAGACUGAGGAAGCCCAGCCCUCGGAGAUCCAAGUGGAGCUCGUGGAGGCAUCAAAAGAGCAGCCGGAAGAGUACCAGACUGACGUCACCGAGGAAGUUGUGGCUCAGCCCGAUGUGGCUGACACCGCAGACGUCGACAAGGAGGAGUUGCAGCCGUCGGAAAUCCAAGUGGGAGUUUCUGAAGCGGCCCAGGAACAGCCUGAAGAGUACCAGACUGGACUUGUGGAAGAAGUCAUCCCACAGCCAGACACUGCAGACACUGCUGAGGCUGAGAUGGAAGAGAUUCAGCCCACAGAGAUCCAGGUGGAGGUUUCUGAAGCUGUGAAAGAUCAGCCCGAGGAAUACCAAACUAGCGUCACUGAGGAAGUCGUGAGCCAACCCGAUAUUUCAGAAACUACCGAAGUGGUGACCGAAGAGGUGCAGCCCUCUGAGAUCCAAGUCGACAUUUCUGAAGCUGUGAAAGAUGAGCCCGAGGAAUACCAAACUGAGGUCACAGAGGAAAUCAUCACGCAGCCUGAAAUCUCAGACACCACGGAAGUAGAAACUGACGAGGUUCAACCCUCGGACAUCCAAGUUGAACUUGCACAGCCUGCCCAAGAGCAGCCCGAAGAGUACCAGACAGGAGUCACCGAGGAAGUCGUCACUCAACCCGAUGUGUCGGAGACCACGGACGUGGAGCUUGUGGAGGUACAGCCCACAGAGAUUCACCUCGACAUUUCCGAGGCAACGAAAGAGCAGCCUGAGGAAUAUCUGACAGAAGUGGCUGAGGAAAUCGUCACCCAGCCUGAUGUGACAGACACGACAGACGUGCCGACAGAAGAACUGCAGCCGUCUGAGAUCCAGAUAGAGCUGGCCGAACCUUCCAAAGAGCAGCCUGAAGAAUAUCAGACUAGCGAGACGGAGGAGGUGAUCGCUCAACCCGAGGUCACAGACACAACGGUUGUCCUCACCGAGGAAGUUCAACCGACCGAGAUCCAGGUGGAGCUGACCCAACCUGCACAAGAGGAGCCCUCCGAGUACCAGACAGGCGAGACCGAGGAGGUGGUCUCUCAGCCUGACGUCACAGACACAGCCGUUGUGGAGACGGAGGAAGUACAACCGUCCGAGAUCCAGGUGGACCUGACCAAACCUGAGCAGGAAGAGCCGGAACAAUACCAGACUAGCGUCACGGAAGAAAUCGUAUCUCAGCCCGAAGUGUCGGAGACCACUGAGGUGGAGCUGGGCGAACUGCAGCCUUCAGAGAUCCACGUGGAAGUCUCUGAGGCCGCCGAGCAACAACCCGAGCAGUACCAGACAGGAGUCACUCUCGAGGUUGUGGAUCAACCCGAAGUCUCCGAGACCACCGAGGUCGACAGCGAGGAAGCCCAGACUUCAGAGAGCCACGUGGAGUUUGCAGAAUCCACCCUGGAACAACCUGAAGAAUACAAGACCGAGUUUGUCCUGGAACAGGUCGGUCAGCCGGAAGUGUCUGACGUCACAGCUGUGGUCACUGAGGAGGUCGAGCCCUCCGAGAUCCAAGUUGAACUCGCGGAGACGGCGAAGGAAGAGCCGCAGGAGUACCAGACCGACGUGGCUGAGGAGAUUGUCUCGCAGCCCGAGCUGUCAGACACCACGGAGACAACGACCGAAGAGCUGCAGCCCUCAGAGAUCCAAGUGGAACUUUUAGAACCGGCCAAAGAACAGCCGGAGGAGUUCCAGACAGAAGUGUCCGAGGAAGUGGUCAGCCAGCCUGAGGUAACCGACACAGACCAGGAGGUGCCAGAAGAAGUGCAACCGUCAGAAAUGACUGUCCAACUCGAGGAGGCUGAAAAGGCUCAGCCGGAGGAAAGCACAACUGAAGUAAGUGAAGAAAUUCCUGAACAACCAACCGUUUCUGAGAUUGUCGAAGUAGAUAGCACAAUCGCCGAGGAACAGCUCCAAGAGUUCGCUGAGGAGUUCGCCAAGAAGGUCAUGGAGGAAGUUCGGGAACUGCAGCCACAGGAAGAACCAGUCGUCCCAGAGGACGUGCCCGUGUUGGAAGAAGAGACCCCGGACCAGGUGGAAGAAGAGACCCCAGACCAGGUAGACUCCUUCGUCUCGGAGGUAUCUCACGAGGUGGUCAAGGACACUGAGACUACUAUCACAUCCAGCAUCACCUUCGAGACCACAGCAGACGUGACCGAGAAGUCGGAGGUCGAGCUGACCAUCCCUGCCAAGCCAGAAGAGGAAGAGGAGGUGGUCACUGUGACGGAACAGCUGGAGGUAGCCGCGGAAGAAGCCGAGGCGCCGCGCUUCUUGACCACUCUGAGAGAGAUCACGGUGAUGGAGAACACCAAGCUGGUGCUGGAAGUCGUCUACACGGGACGACCUAUGCCAAAGGUGGUGUGGUUGGUGGACGACGAAGAGUUGACUCCGGCCGAGGACCUGGAGAUAGUGACAGAGUCCGGCCGCUCCACUCUGACCAUCCUGGAGACGUACACGGACGACGAAGGCUUGUACAAGGUGGAACUCACCAGCCAAGUCGGAACCUGCGUCUGCUCUGCUUACGUCACUGUCAAACCUGUAGGUGAAGCUCCGGAGGAGGAGCAGCCGACAUUCAGACAAGAGGUGAGCAUAGUGACGUCAGAGGCGCCGGGUCCCGAGCAGGAGAUCCCGGCGCCCGAUGACGUCACGGAGACCGUGUACACGGAGACCUUGGAGUUCACCAGAGAGGUCGUCGACACAAAGGUCACGGAGGAGAUCCAACUCUCCCCCGCCCCGGAACAACCGCAGGAAGUCGAGUCGGAAGUCCCGGCUCCUGCGGAAGUGACAGAGACACAGAUCAAAGAGACGAUUGAGGUGAGGAGAGAGGAAGCUCCCGCGGAAGAGGUGCCGGAGACCUACACGCAGGAGCUAGUGAUUUCCCCAAAACCGCAGACAUCUCAGGUUGAACUUGACAUCAGCUCGGAAGAAACGUUUCAGCAGACGUUGGAGAUCACCCGACAGGAAACGCAAGUAGCCCAGGAGGAGCGUUUUACACAGGAAAUUUCCUUUGAUAUCACGAAGAAAGAGCCCGAAAGGGAGCACAGUGAAAUUCAAAUCACUUUCGAUAGACAACCAAAAGAGAUUUCUGUUCAAGAAAUCGAAUUUGAUGUGAACUCAGAGCAAACAUUUGAGGAGACGUUGGAUAUCGAUAGAGAAAUGGUCUCUGAAGUAGCCGAGGUGCAGCAAUUUAAACAGGAGAUUUCGUUCGAUGUUUCUAAGCAAGAAACAAAGAAAACCGAGAUUCAGUUUCAGAUGGACACGUCAAAAACCGUCAUUGAGGAAGACACGAUUGAAGUGCUGGAAACGACCGAGGAAGUGGUCGUGGAAGAAGCUGACACAGAGGAGGAGGAAGAGGAGGCGCCAGUCGAGGAGACGACACAGCUAGAUGUGAGCCAAGAGGAAAUACCAUCACAAGAAAUUGUUGAAAUUACAAAGGAGACUCUUGAAAUUGAUGAAUUGAAACCAUCUGAAGUGGAGGAAGUUGAAGAAGUUAUUGAGACAUCAGCGUUCAAAGAAGAAAUUGAAAUUGACAUCAGAAAGCCUGAGGUUGAGACGACAGAGACUCAAAGGGAGACAAUCGUGGUGGAAUUUGAACAUCCUCAGGAGGUGGAGACUGUGACAGAGGUCACAGAGAGCACCACGGUGGAGGAGACCACAGAGACAGAGACUGAGCAGCCCCGGGAAGAGACGAUUGAGGAGCAGAGGGAAGUUAUCGUCGUGGAUUUUGAGGUUCCUCAGGAUGUCGAUGAGGUGCAAGAGGUUCUGGAGACUACCAGGGUGGAAGAAACCCCCGAGUUUGAAGUGGAUCAACCGAAAGAAGAAACUGUGGAACAAAUCCGGGAGACUAUCGUCGUGGAGGGAGAGAAACCACAGGAAGUUGAGGAAGUCGAGGUAACCGUUGAUACAGCCGUCGUGGAAGAAACGACUGAGGUUGAAGUUGAUCAACCCAAAGAAGAAAUCAUUGAAGAAACCAAAGAAACGAUUGUUGUGGAAGAGGAAAAACCACAGGAAGUGGAAGAAACGAAGGAAACAGUUGAAACAUCCACGUUCCAAGAAACAAUUGAAAUUGACUUUGAGAAGCCUACAGAGGAAGAAACUGAAACACAUUCUGAAACGGUGACAGUCGAGUUCGAGAAACCCCAAGAGGUUGAGCAGACUGAGGAAGUUGUGGAAACGUCAACAUUCCAAGAGACCAUUGAGUUUGACGUGGAAAAACUGCAGGACAAAGAGACAGAGAUCCACAAAGAGACAAUCACAGUUGAGUUUGAAAAGCCUCAGGAAGUAGACACAGUAACAGAGGUAAUUGACAUCUCCACUACAGAGGAGACCGUGGAAACUGAAAUAGACAAACCCCAGGAGGAUAUCAUCGAAGAGGAGAGGGGAGUCAUUGUUGUGGAAUUUGAGAAACCACAGGAAGUUGACGAAAUCCAAGAGGUUGUUGACACCACACCGGUUGAAGAAACGCCUGAGUAUGAAGUUGAUCAGCCGAAGGAAGAAACAAUUGAAGAAACGAAGGAAACGAUCGUGGUGGAGAAAGAUCAGCCCCAAGAGGUGGAGGAGACUGAGGAGACCGUGGAAUCUCCUUCUGUGGAGGACACAACCGAGGUGGAAGGAGAUCAGACAACACAAGAGGUGAUUGAGAUCAUCAAGGAAACGGUCGUUAUCGAAGAGGAAAUUCCACAAGAGGUUGGUGAAACUCAGGAGGUGGUUGAAACCUCAACUUUCCAAGAAACAAUUGACCUUGAUUUUGAUAAGCCGACCGAGGAAGACACCGAGGUGUACAAAGAAACGAUUACCGUUGAAUUUGAGGAGCCUCAGGAGGUGGAAGAAACAGAAGAACAGGUAGAAACGUCAACAUUCCAGGAGACCAUUGAGUUUGACGUGGAAAAACUGCAGGACAAAGAAACAGAGAUCCACAAAGAGACAAUCACAGUUGAGUUUGAAAAGCCUCAGGAAGUAGACACAGUAACAGAGGUAAUUGACAUCUCCACUACAGAGGAGACCGUGGAAACUGAAAUAGACAAACCCCAGGAGGAGAUCAUCGAAGAGGAGAGGGGAGUCAUUGUUGUGGAAUUUGAGAAACCACAGGAAGUUGACGAAAUCCAAGAGAUUGUUGACGCCACACCGGUUGAAGAAACGCCUGAGUAUGAAGUUGAUCAGCCGAAGGAAGAAACAAUUGAAGAAACGAAGGAAACGAUCGUGGUGGAGAAAGAUCAGCCCCAAGAGGUGGAGGAGACUGAGGAGACCGUGGAAUCUCCUUCUGUGGAGGACACAACCGAGGUGGAAGGAGAUCAGACAACACAAGAGGUGAUUGAGAUCAUCAAGGAAACGGUCGUUAUCGAAGAGGAAAUUCCACAAGAGGUUGGUGAAACUCAGGAGGUGGUUGAAACCUCAACUUUCCAAGAAACAAUUGACCUUGAUUUUGAUAAGCCGACCGAGGAAGACACCGAGGUGUACAAAGAAACGAUUACCGUUGAAUUUGAGGAGCCUCAGGAGGUGGAAGAAACAGAAGAACAGGUAGAAACGUCAACAUUCCAGGAGACCAUUGAGUUUGACGUGGAAAAACUGCAGGACAAAGAAACAGAGAUCCACAAAGAGACAAUCACAGUUGAGUUUGAAAAGCCUCAGGAAGUAGACACAGUAACAGAGGUAAUUGACAUCUCCACUACAGAGGAGACCGUGGAAACUGAAAUAGACAAACCCCAGGAGGAGAUCAUCGAAGAGGAGAGGGGAGUCAUUGUUGUGGAAUUUGAGAAACCACAGGAAGUUGACGAAAUCCAAGAGAUUGUUGACGCCACACCGGUUGAAGAAACGCCUGAGUAUGAAGUUGAUCAGCCGAAGGAAGAAACAAUUGAAGAAACGAAGGAAACGAUCGUGGUGGAGAAAGAUCAGCCCCAAGAGGUGGAGGAGACUGAGGAGACCGUGGAAUCUCCUUCUGUGGAGGACACAACCGAGGUGGAAGGAGAUCAGACAACACAAGAGGUGAUUGAGAUCAUCAAGGAAACGGUCGUUAUUGAAGAGGAAAUUCCUCAAGAGGUUGACGAAACUCAGGAGGUGGUUGAAACCUCAACUUUCCAAGAAACAGUGGACAUUGACACCGAGACAGGAACCGAGGAGGAAAUUGAAGUCUAUAAAGAAAAAAUCACAAUUGAAUUUGAGGAGCCCCAAGAGGUGGAUGUUUCGGAAGAGACUGUGGAAACUUCCACUUUCCAGGAGACUAUCGCUUUUGACAUCCAAAAACCUCAGGAGGAAGAAACAAAAGAGCAAAAAGAGACUAUCACUAUCGAAUUUGAAACACCACAAGAAGUGGACACAUUUGUGGAAGAAGUUGAAAUGUCUACUACAGAAGUCACAGAAGAAACAGAAAUCGACAAGCCUCAGGAGGAGACAAUUGAAGAAGAAAGAGGGGUCAUCGUUGUCGAUUUUGAGAAACCACAAGAAGUGGAACAAGUGGAAGAGGUAGUUGAUACUGCUGCUGUUGAGGAAACUCCUGAAUAUGAAGUGGAUCAACCAAAGGAAGAAACCAUUGAGGAGACAAAGGAAACUAUCACUGUGGAGAAGGAAAUUCCACAAGACGUGGCUCAGGUUGAAACUGUUCUAGAAACAUCGGUCGUUGAUGAAACUCCAGGGAUGGAAGCUGAACAGCCUAAGGAAGAAACAGUGGAAGAAACGCGUGAAACAAUCACUGUGGAGGCUGAGCAACCCCAGGCUGUCCAGGAACUUCACGAUGUGGUUGACACAGCUGUUGUGGAAGAAACCACUCAGGUUGAAGUUGAUAGACCUCAGGAAGAGACCAUCGAAGAAACCAAAGAAACGAUUGUUGUAGAAGAGGAAAAACCACAAGAAGUUGAAGAGACUGAAGAAGAUGUUGAGGUCUCCACUUUCCAAGAAGGUAUCGAGAUUGAAAUCAAGAAACCAACAGAGGAAGACACAGAGGUGGUCAAGGAAACCAUCACUGUUGAGUUUGAGAAACCACAGGAAGUGGAGGAAGUUACAGAAAUUGUUGAGAUUUCUGCUACAGAAGAAUCAACAGGUGUGACGACUGACCAGCCUGAAGAGGAAAUCAUUGAGGUGUCUCAUGACACGGUAGUGGUUACCGAAAAACCAGAAGAGUUUGAGGAAGAAGAGGAAGAGGAAGAAGUUCCUCAUUUCGAAGAGUCUUUGGAACUAAAUAUAAAUAAACAGAAAGAAGUCGAGUCUCACAAACAAACUGUUACCUUUGAUUUCCAGAAACCACAGGAAAUUGAGACAGUCACUAAGACAUUUGAAAUUUCCCAGAAGGCGACAUCUGAGAUUCAGUUCGAGGUUUCUCCGGACACAACUGUUGACGUUCAGCAGAAAGAGGAACAAGUCGAGACAACGGAACAAACUGCAACCUUUGAACAGACCUUCCAGUUUGAUGUUAACAAACAGGAAGUGGAAACGACCCAAAGUCAAACCACUGCUAUUUCCUUUGACAUUCAGAAACCACAGGAGGCGGAAGUAAUCACUGAGGUCGUCGAUAUCUCCACUGUUGAAGAAACCACAGAGGUGGAAACUGAUCAGCCUCAGGAAGACACAAUUGAAGAAACGAAAGAGACCAUCACUGUUGAGUUUGAGAAACCACAGGAGGUGGAAGAAGUUGAAGAAACCAUUGAAGUUUCUGAAACAGAGGAAACUGUGGAGACUGAGACUGACCAACCACAAGAAGAAACUGUGGAAGAAACUCGAGAGACCAUCACUGUAGAGGUCGCCAAACCACAGGAGGUUGACCAGGUCAAGGUAACCGUUGACACAACAGUUGUGGAAGAAAUUACAGAAGAUGAAGUUGAUCAGCCCGAAGAAGAAAUCAUCGAGGAAACUAAAGAAACGAUUAUUGUAGAAGUGGAAAAACCACAAGAGGUGGAACAAGUUGUGGAGACCGUUGAAACAACAGUUGUGGAAGAAACCACUGAGGUAGAAUUUGAUCAGCCCGAAGAAGAAAUCGUUGAAGAAACCAAAGAAACGAUUGUUGUAGAAGAGGAAAAACCACAAGAAGUUGAAGAGACUGAAGAAGAUGUUGAAGUGUCCACUUUCCAAGAAGGUAUCGAGAUUGAGAUCAAGAAACCAAUAGAGGAAGAUACUGAGGUAGUCAAGGAAACCAUCACUGUUGAGUUUGAGAAACCACAGGAAGUGGAAGAAGUUGAAGAAACCAUUGACUUGUCUGAAACAGAGGAAACUGUGGAGACUGAGACUGAUCAACCACAAGAAGAAACUGUGGAAGAAACUCGAGAGACCAUCACUGUAGAAGUCGCCAAACCACAGGAGGUUGACCAGGUCGAGGUAACCGUUGACACAACAGUUGUGGAAGAAACCUCUGAGGUUGAAGUUGAUCAGCCCAAAGAAGAAAUCGUUGAAGAAACCAAAGAAACGAUUGUUGUAGAAGAAGAAAAACCACAAGAGGUGGAACAAGUUGUGGAGACCGUUGACACAACAGUUGUGGAAGAAACCACUGAGGUUGAAGUUGAUCAGCCCAAAGAAGAAAUCGUUGAAGAAACCAAAGAAACGAUUGUUGUAGAAGAAGAAAAACCACAAGAAGUGGAACAAGUUGUGGAGACCGUUGGCACAACAGUUGUGGAAGAAACCACUGAGGUUGAGGUUGAUCAGCCCGAAGAAGAAAUUGUUGAAGAAACCAAAGAAUCGAUUGUUGUAGAAGAGGAAAAACCACAAGUAGUUGAAGAGACUGAAGAAGAUAUUGAGGUGUCCACUUUCCAAGAAGGUAUCGAGAUUGAGAUCAAGAAACCAACAGAGGAAGAUACAGAGGUGGUCAAGGAAACCAUCACUGUUGAGUUUGAGAAACCUCAAGAAGUGGAAGAAGUUGAAGAAACCAUUGAAGUGUCUGAAACAGAGGAAACUGUGGAGACUGAGACUGAUCAACCACAAGAAGAAACUGUGGAAGAAACUCGAGAGACCAUCACUGUAGAGGUCUCCAAACCACAGGAGGUUGACGAGGUCGAGGUAACAGUUGACACAACAGUUGUGGAAGAAAUUACAGAAGAUGAAGUUGAUCAGCCCGAAGAAGAAAUCAUCGAGGAAACUAAAGAAACGAUUGUUGUAGAGGAUGAAAAACCACAAGAGGUGGAACAGGUUGUGGAGACCGUUGACACAACAGUUGUGGAAGAAACCACUGAGGUUGAAGUUGAUCAGCCCGAAGAAGAAAUCGUUGAAGAAACCAAAGAAACGAUUGUUGUAGAAGAGGAAAAACCACAAGAAGUUGAAGAGACUGAAGAAGAUGUUGAAGUGUCCACUUUCCAAGAAGGUAUCGAGAUUGAGAUCAAGAAACCAACAGAGGAAGACACNGAGGUAGUCAAGGAAACCAUCACUGUUGAGUUUGAGAAACCACAGGAAGUGGAGGAAGUUACAGAAAUUGUUGAGAUUUCUGCUACAGAAGAAUCAACAGAUGUGACGACUGACCAGCCUGAAGAGGAAAUCAUUGAGGUGUCUCGUGACACGGUAGUGGUUACUGAGAAACCAGAAGAGUUUGAGGAGGAGGAGGAAGAGGAAGAAGUUCCUCAUUUCGAAGAGUCUUUGGAACUGAACAUAAAUAAACAGAAGGAAGUCGAGUCUCACAAACAAACUGUUACCUUUGAUUUCCAGAAACCACAAGAAAUUGAGACAGUUACCAAAACAUUUGAAAUUUCCCAGAAGGCGACGUCCGAAAUUCAGUUCGAUGUUUCCUCUGAAACUACAGAAACAACGUUUGAAGUUCAGCAACAGCCAGAAGAACAAGUCGAGACAACGGAACAAACUGCAAUUUUUGAACAGACCUUCCAGUUUGAUGUUAACAAACAGGAAGUGGAAACGACCCAAAGUCACACCACUGCUAUUUCCUUUGACAUUCAGAAACCACAGGAGGCGGAAGUAAUCACUGAGGUCGUAGAUAUCUCCACUGUUGAAGAAACCACAGAGGUGGAAACUGAUCAGCCUCAGGAAGACACAACUGAGGAAACAAAAGAGACCAUCACUGUUGAGUUUGAGAAACCACAGGAGGUGGAAGAAGUUGAAGAAACCGUAGAGGAGUCUUCUGUCACAGAUAGUGUGGAAGUACAUCUCACGGAAGCGGAAGAAGAAGUUUUGGAUCGCCAACCAGAGACCGUGACGGUUGAGUUUGAAAAACCCCAAGAAGUUGACGCUGUAAGCGAAGAGGUUGAAAUGGUUUUGACAGAGGAAUCAACUGACGUUGAAAUGAACCAACCGCAAGAAGAAACAAUCGAGGAGACGAGAGAGACCUUUGUAGUUGAGAAAGAAAAACCCCAAGAGGUUGGAGAAGUUGAAGAAACGGUUGAGACUUCUACAUUUGAAGAAACCAUUGAGGUAGAAAUCAAGAAACCCGAAGAAGAAGAUGUUGAAGUUCAGAAGGAAACUGUGACUGUCGAGUUUGAAAAACCACAAGAGGUGGACGUUGUGAGCGAGGAGGUUGAAAUGAUCAUCGCUACAGAGUCCACUGAGGUUGAGGUGGAUCAACCCGAAGAAGAGAUUAUCGAGGAGACCAGAGAAACCAUCGUGGUCGAAGAAGAGAAACCUCAAGAUGUGGAGGAGACAGAAGAAACGGUCGAGACCUCCACUUUCGAGGAGACUGUUGAGGUAGAAAUCAAGAAACCCGAAGAAGAGGAUAUUGAAAUUCAAAGGGAAUCUGUGAUUGUAGAAUUCGAAAAGCCUCAAGAAGUUGAUACUGUCAGCGAAGAGGUUGAAAUGGUUUUGACCAAAGAGUCCACAGACAUUGAAGUGGAUCAACCUGAAGAAGAGAUUAUCGAGGAGACCAGAGAAACCAUCGUGGUCGAAGAAGAGAAACCUCAAGAUGUGGAGGAGACAGAGGAAACAGUCGAGACCUCCACUUUCGAAGAGACUGUUGAGGUAGAUGUCCAGAAACCUGAAGAAGUAGAUGUUGAAACUCAGAAGGAGACUGUCACUGUGGAAUUUGAAAAGCCCCAGGAAGUGGAGACAGUGAGCGAAGAGGUUGAAAUAAUUAUGACCACAGAAUCCACGGACGUUGAAGUUGACCAGCCGCAAGAGGAAGUCGUUGAGGAAACGAGAGAGACCUUUGUAGUUGAAAAAGAAAAACCUCAAGAGGUUGGAGAAGUUGAAGAAACGGUUGAGACGUCUACUUUUGAAGAAACCAUUGAGGUAGAAAUCAAGAAACCCGAAGAAGAGGAUAUUGAAACUCAAAGGGAAUCUGUGAUUGUAGAAUUCGAAAAGCCUCAAGAAGUUGAUACUGUCAGCGAAGAGGUUGAAAUGGUUUUGACCAAAGAGUCCACAGACAUUGAAGUGGAUCAACCCGAAGAAGAGAUUAUCGAGGAGACCAGAGAAACCUUUGUGGUCGAAGAAGAGAAACCUCAAGAUGUGGAGGAGACAGAGGAAACAGUUGAGACUUCUACAUUUGAAGAAACCAUUGAGGUAGAAAUCAAGAAACCCGAAGAAGAAGAUGUUGAAGUUCAGAAGGAAACUGUGACUGUCGAGUUUGAAAAACCACAAGAGGUGGACGUUGUGAGCGAGGAGGUUGAAAUGAUCAUCGCUACAGAGUCCACUGAGGUUGAGGUGGAUCAACCCGAAGAAGAGAUUAUCGAGGAGACCAGAGAAACCUUUGUGGUCGAAGAAGAGAAACCUCAAGAUGUGGAGGAGACAGAGGAAACAGUUGAGACUUCUACAUUUGAAGAAACCAUUGAGGUAGAAAUCAAGAAACCCGAAGAAGAAGAUGUUGAAGUUCAGAAGGAAACUGUGACUGUCGAGUUUGAAAAACCACAAGAGGUGGACGUUGUGAGCGAGGAGGUUGAAAUGAUCAUCGCUACAGAGUCCACUGAGGUUGAGGUGGAUCAACCCGAAGAAGAGAUUAUCGAGGAGACCAGAGAAACCAUCGUGGUCGAAGAAGAGAAACCUCAAGAUGUGGAGGAGACAGAGGAAACAGUUGAGACUUCUACAUUUGAAGAAACCAUUGAGGUAGAAAUCAAGAAACCCGAAGAAGAAGAUGUUGAAGUUCAGAAGGAAACUGUGACUGUCGAGUUUGAAAAACCACAAGAGGUGGACGUUGUGAGCGAGGAGGUUGAAAUGAUCAUCGCUACAGAGUCCACUGAGGUUGAGGUGGAUCAACCCGAAGAAGAGAUUAUCGAGGAGACCAGAGAAACCUUUGUGGUCGAAGAAGAGAAACCUCAAGAUGUGGAGGAGACAGAGGAAACAGUCGAGACCUCCACUUUCGAAGAGACUGUUGAGGUAGAUGUCCAGAAACCUGAAGAAGUAGAUGUUGAAACUCAGAAGGAGACUGUCACUGUGGAAUUUGAAAAGCCCCAGGAAGUGGAGACAGUCAGCGAAGAGGUUGAGAUAGUUAUGACCACAGAAUCCACGGACGUUGAAGUUGACCAGCCUCAGGAGGAAGUCGUUGAAGAAACGAGAGAGACCUUUGUGGUUGAAGAGGAGAAACCUCAAGAGGUGGAAACUGUUCAAGAAGACGUUGACGUGUCUGAGACCACAGAAACUACAACUGUACAUUUCGAAAGAACGGAAGAACAGAUCACUGAAGCAAUCAAGGAAGAAAUUGUCAUCGAAGACGAGAAACCCCAAGAAGUUGGAGUUGUGGAAGAAGACUUUGAGAUGAUUGAAGUGGAAGAAGCUGUCGAUGUGGAAACUGAAAUCUCCAAAGAAGAAGUUGUUGAAGACACUCGGGACGUGGUGGAGGUGGAGGAAGAACAGCCGUACGGAACUGAGGAAUCGUUCGAGUUGGUGGAAACUCCCAGCACGACUGAGGUCGUGGAGGAACAGGAAGUUGAGCACACCACAGAGGAAACGGUUGAAGAGGUGCAGGAGUCUGCCACCCUGGGAGAACAACCGUCGUACGAGGUAGAAGAGGUGGUGUCGGUGACCGAGGAAGCUGAGACUGACGAGAUCCCCGAGGACAUCUCGGAGGACGUGACUCAGCCGGAGGAAGUGUCCGCGGAGACCGAGGACUUUGUCCUGGUGGAUGAGAAACCGCAAGAAGUGAUGGAGACUGAGGAGGAAGUCCCUGCAUCAGAAGUGGAGGUUACUUCAGAGACCAUUGAUGAAGAAGUACCGAAAGAAGAAGUGAUCGCAGAGACUUUUGAGACUAUCGAUAUCCAACCACAGCAGCCCACAGAGGCCGAGUUCACGGCUCAGACUUCAGAAGAAGAAGUUGAGCCAAUUAGUGUUGUCAUUGAAGAAGAGAAACCCACCGAGGAUAUUAUUGAGGAGACGGUAGAAACCGUUUCUGUAACGGAUAAAACCACGUUCGACGUCGAUGUGGAGAAGGCUGACGUUGUCCUGGAAGAGGUUCUAGACGUUCCUGGGGACGUGCAGCCUGCGCAGCCGCAAGAGGAAGUUGUUGAGACAACUGGAGCGGAAGUAACGGUGGACACACAACAGGUGUCUGCUGUAGCUCCUGUGGACGAGGCUCUGGACCAACCAGAGGCCCCAGAAGAAAUUUCUGCCGAGCUUGAUGUUGUUCAACCUGAUGAGUCUGUGGAGGAGGAGAAAGAUCUGGCGACUGCCCAGCUCACGGAGGAGAAACCAGUGGAGGAGGCCCCAGAGCAGGAAACCAUUGAGGUGUCUGCGGAAAUAACGCAAGGAGACGCCCCGCUGGUGGUCACCUCUGUCGUCUCUGAGGAAACUGUUGUCUCUGUCACUGCCGAGGACACCCAGGUGGUGGUGGAAGAAUUUCGCCCCGAAGACUCUCACACUGAGGCUGAGCUGGCCAUUCCUUCCCAGGAGGCCAGCAGCCCAGUGGAAGCCCAAUUAGAGUUGACCGACGAGAAACCUGACGCCCCGGAUGUGGACGUGGAGGUCACGAUGGACGACAGGAGGGCGCCCGAGUUCUACAAGACCUUGAAGAACAUCGAGGUUCUCGAGUCCACUCGCGUGGAGAUGGAGGUGUCGUUUUUCGCCAAACCCGCCCCCACAGUCACGUGGUUCAUCGAUGACGAAGAGUUGGAGUCGACGGAAGACUUCGAGAUCACGGUCCGCGAGACGUCCAGCAUCCUUGUCAUCCCGGAGGUUUUCCCCGAGGAUGAGGGCGUGUACAAGGUGGUUCUCAUCAAUGAGGUCGGUCGUGUUGAAUCAACUGCUAGCAUCGUCGUCAAACCUGCACCCCAAGGCCCUGAAGAGGUCAGCCAAGAGGUCACCGUAGUGAGCCAAGAGGUCACUGAGGUGAGCCAAGAGGUUACCGAGGUGAGCCAAGAAGUUACGGAAGUGACCAAAGAGCUCACUGAGGUGAGCCAAGAGGUGACCUUGGAGACCACUCGCCAACAGAUCGUGGAAGAGACCACGUCCCUAGAGGUGCAGUUAGACGUCACACCGGAUCAACCAGAAGAAGGAGGAGAUAGAGAUCACCACAAGUGAGCGCUAUGUCUCCACCUACGAGGACGGACGGUGUACCCUGGUCAUCAAGAACGUGACCUUGGAUGAGGAGGCCGAAUUCAUCUGUAAAGCGACCAACGAGGCAGGAUCCUGCACCACUUUUGUGGAUAUUUUCGUAGAAAAGUCUGACCAGCAGCCCAGGAAACUGGUGCGGGAAGAGUUCUAUAGCAUGGAUGUGGAGCUAGAGAUCCACUGGCGGCGCCGGACACCGCAACAGGCGUCAGAGAGCGGAGUAAACUCUGUGGGGAAAACCCAGGAGGAGAUGGAAUAUACGUGGUGUGCUAGGAGAGGCCGAGAGACCGGGGCGAGGGGGAGUGGGGACGGGGAAGACGCGUCUGGGGACGAUUCUGAGGACUUCGAUAACGAUGACGAUUUGUAUGAUGAUGAUGAUGAUGAUGAGAAUGAGGAAGAAAGCGAUGAUGAGUGGUCUGAGGGGCGUGGUGGGAUGUCGAGAACGGGUGUGUCUGCGACGGCUAGGACCUCGUCCUCCUCGCGACAGUCUGCUCUGGUUUAUGGAGGCGGGCUGCGGGGAAUGUCGGCCGUUAGCUCGGCUAGUGGGAGAUCAGCCUUGUCGUCUGCGUCCAGUAGAAUGACGGCGGGAUCAGAAACUGUUACUACUUCCCGUCUGUUAGAAAGGGAACGGUCAGGAGUCCUCUCUGCUUCUGGUGUGUCUGAGUCAGAGAGCCGGAGAGCCGAUGGAUAUUCGUUGUCUAGGGAUAGGGAGAGACUGCAGGAUGUACGGGGGUUCGGUCUGACGACAUCGGCAUCGUCUGAACGCUUGCGGGAGACCUCGGGUUCGGGGGUGGGUGUGGGUGUGGCGUCUAGCGCCAUGCUUAGAAGUCGGGGGACUGUAGGGUUAGAGUCGGCGGUCGGGUUUCAGCACUCUCGUCGACAAACUUCUGGGAGCGGAAUGACUUCUAGUUUGUCCGACAUGACUAUCGAGACCUCUGGGCUAGGGUCUGGUGUAGGUUUUGGAGAUACAAGAGUAGGACUAGAGUCGACGUCCCGGUUUGCGGACAACCGGAUACAUACGUCGGCCUCAGACUCCGCCUUUGCUACAGUAGACAGCAGGCGGGAUAUCAGAGGAGUAGAAACGUCUAGUCGCUUCUCAGACAGUAGGCUAGAGGCAAGGGGUCUAGAGUCGGCUUUUGAGACGGAGGAGAGAAGAAGGGAGGCAUUAGACAGGGGGUUCACGUAUGGGAUAGCAGACAGAAGUCUUGCAGCUACGGGUACAAGUGUGACGUCAGAAGUGGCGGGUAGGAGACAGGAAGCCACGAGCUUGGAGACCUCGGCGGGUUCUGCAGAGCGGAGACACGGGGAGAUAUACGGGACCGGGGACAUUGAGACUCUGCACGGCGCCACAGCCAGCGGGGGGUGGGCCAAGUCCGGGAAAGACUCGAUCAACUUCCAGAGAUAUGCGAUUAAUCGGCGGACUGAGCGAUCCCAAAGUUCGUUUUCGUCUGAUUCGGGAUCGGUUCGAACGUCCUCAGAAUUCUCGCAGACGCGUCUAGAAACUUCUCAGACGGAGACACGGAAGGCCAACGACACGAAUGUGGUCGUGGAGUCGAACGUGAUCAGUGAAGAAGGUCAAAGUUUUUCUCAACACUCAGCCUAUAGACCUAAGCAAUGACCCUAGACAAUGCCAUGAUAUAGGUCACCUCCGCUGUGUGGGGCUACGACCUCCCCACCGCCCCUAGGCCUUGUGUUAUCGAUAGGCUUACUUUCUGUACAGAAGGGUAUGACCAAACUUCUCUCAGUUAUUUUAAAAUUCGGAUACUAUACUGUCAAAACGUCCUUUGGCAACCCCAUGACAAAACAGCGUGUCACUGAGUGCGGAAGAGAAACACUUUGUUCUUGUUUAGAAGUGCACGGAAAAGCUGUGGCGCCUUGUCACGUGUUGCCAGAUUCUUCCAAGGUUGUGAUUUUACCAGUUAUUUGGACAUACAAAUAGCGAACCGGCUGUUCUGUUUCCUACAUUAUGACAAGGGUUUGUGGUAUUGAGGUGAGGCAGGAGCGUUUACUAGAUUGGGAUAAGUUCAGUAAAGGGAACUAGAAGACUUAAGGGCAAGUAAGAUGACUUGUGGCCUCUGCUGUGGUCAGUGAGACCAAUGUUGACAGAGAAAAGUUUGCCACAUUUUGAGCGUUCAAAAUCUCCACUUCCACUUGGUGGAUUCGCGCAACUUGCGGGCUUCUCUCAUAGUCUCAGUAAUUCUGAUCCAUGAAGCUGGAGAGUCCUUCAAGUGACAGAAGUGCCCGCCUCUCCACUCUGUUCCCCACCCACUUAUUUCUCUGCAAGUUGUGACAAUGGAGCA
Aplysia californica (California sea hare) is the source of this 22949-nucleotide messenger RNA. RefSeq names its product titin. The record is from RefSeq and is a predicted model, not a curated record. Gene Ontology annotation, molecular function: cell-cell adhesion mediator activity. Gene Ontology annotation, cellular component: plasma membrane; axon. Gene Ontology annotation, biological process: axon guidance; dendrite self-avoidance; homophilic cell-cell adhesion. Lineage: Eukaryota; Metazoa; Mollusca; Gastropoda; Aplysiida; Aplysiidae.